Aureobasidium pullulans EXF-150 is the source of this 1312-nucleotide messenger RNA. RefSeq lists its product as uncharacterized. Bases 16 to 834 code for a protein of 272 amino acids. The record is from RefSeq and is a predicted model, not a curated record. The transcript has a single exon. NCBI's taxonomy places the organism in Eukaryota, Fungi, Ascomycota, Dothideomycetes, Dothideales, Saccotheciaceae. Gene Ontology annotation, cellular component: precatalytic spliceosome; nucleus. Gene Ontology annotation, molecular function: zinc ion binding; RNA binding. Gene Ontology annotation, biological process: mRNA splicing, via spliceosome.
ACUCAAGUCGCAAACAUGUCGGAAUACUGGAAAUCGACGCCCAAAUACUGGUGCAAGUUCUGCUCGACAUACGUGCGCGAUACAAGCCUCGAGAAAAAAUCUCACGAAGCCACGCCGAAACACCAGAACAACAUCCAACGCUCGUUGCGCGAACUUCACAAGAAAUCCGAACGCGAUGAUCGAGAGAAGCAGCGCGCAAAAGAUGAAGUCGCUCGAUUGAACGGCCUGGUCUCUGGCAAACCACAGCCUACCAUUUCUGUCGCUUCUGGCUCGCAACUUCCUGUGCCAAAGCUCAAGUCCACCGCGCCUUCUGGACCUGCUUCGGUCGCCGAGCGAAAACGGCAGAUGGAACAGCUUGCUGCUAUGGGUGUCGCCAUCCCUGAUGAAUACCGACGUGAUAUGUCUAUCCGAGGUGAAUGGUCCACCGUUUCCGAGACACCCAUCUACUCUAAGCCCGUCAAGUCUGCAUCGGAUGACGAAGACGACGAUACAAAGGCCUUUGGUGUGAGAAAGCGAAAACUAGACGAGGAUGACGAAGAUAUCAAACUGGCUCCGAAAGCCUGGGGUUCACGCUUGAAGACUUAUCCCGGUGCAAAAGCCAACGAUGAGGAAGACCUGGAUGCUCUGUUGUCUGGUGCUACUGCAAAGAAGGAAGUCAAGUCUGAGGAGCCUGACUUGUUGAAAAAGGAGGGUGAUGCUGAUACUACUGAGUCUAUCGCUGCUGUGCCAGACAUCGCCGAAUCCGGUCCAGCUACAGAAUCCGAAGCCAAACUUGAACUCAAGGUCGAACAAGAUGCCCCAGUCGUCUUCAAGAAGCGCAAGUCUAAGCGCUGAAAAAUACAUGACGGACUCACAAUCAAUUCAUUAUCUACUGGACAAGUAUACUCGAGUACAUGGACGGCCGCUUCGGCACCUUGCCCUGCUAUCGAGGCCGACAUGCUAUUACAUACGGCUAUCCAGAUCAUCUCGCUAUUGUGUAAGGCACGCCAGCGAAUGUGGGCCUACAACAUUGCCAUAGCAUGACAGGCCUGAAACAGCGCAGGCAUCAGCAUCAACGGCCAUGCGAUACUUGCAAAUGCAUAAUUCACCGCACGAAUAUUCAGCACAACAAGCUGUCAAAGUAGCGAUCCAAUUCGAGACACGCUAAGCACAGGCAUGGAGGCGGAGGACAAGACGCAGUCAGAGACAGCCAACGGCUCCUGCGCACCUCCAACGAGACAGCAGACCAAGACAUAGAAUAGUAUGGAUGAAAGUAAAGGAAGCUCCGAUUUCUUGUUCAUCUCGUGAGAAAUGGAAAUAUCUACUUGGAUUA